GCUCUCUCGUCUCUCUAGAGAGAGAUUCUCAAUACCACAUCAGCUUCUUCUCGCCGUAAUUCGUUUCGAGGCCGAAGAAGGCCCAGGAAGCGGUCGUUGGAACGUCGGAAUGAGUCAAGUCUGGGAAAAGGCCUCAUCAAGACUCAGUUGGAACAGGGACCACUUGUUGUUAGGUGGUGCUGAGACGUUGGAUAUCCCCCUUUUGUGGUCGGGUCGACGACGGCACCUCACCUACCCAAUUCAAUUCCAUUAUUGUGAUAUGCAGUAACACACACACACACACACACACACACACAUGCGCUCGCUCACAUUGCUUUCAAAGUGAUUCGAUUUGAAAUGAAACAUAUCGGAAAAUUGUCCUUCAACAUUGGGACUUGAAGGCUCUCACUUAGCCGCUAUCCAAUUCAAGAGAAAUACCUCCAAUCUUCAACAGACAACGGACGAGGGACGAGGGACAGGCCCGAUAUUGGCACCAAACACGAGGAGGAACCAUCCACGCAGCGACAACAUGAAUUAUGACCGACGAAAUUGUGUCAUUUGAGGUGUACCAAUCCCGGCAAGCACAAGGCCUCUUACCAGAAGAAGACUCCGAAAGAACGGCAAAUCGACACAAGAAGGUACAAAUUGCGGCCUCGAGUCAGACCUGGGGAUUGCAGCGCUUGAACAGUCGGAAGAAAUCCGGUUCCAUGGGUUCUUCAACGGGUAACAAGUUCUCGAAUCGAUUGCAAGUGUAUUCCAAGAAGAUCGAGUCCACCAAUCGAGAUCCCGUCUCUUCAGUGUCAUCGUGUUCCACAUCCUCGGGCCACUCUGGAUCCUCGGGUCCCAAUCGGAGGAAGCGAUCCAGUGGAGCCAAUACCCCGGGCGUUGAUCCAUUGAUUUCCACGCCUUUAGACACGGUGGUGAGGGUUCCACAGAAGAAUGGAUUCUCACAGACUUGUAGAGUGUUCAACAAGAAGUUCUUGGACUACCUUUGCUCGAAGGCCUUGGUCAUCCAAACAUUUGUGGUUUUGGCCAUUCUGUGCGUUCCAUGCAAUGUGGUAACCUUCUAUGUCAUGAAUCGGAUCAGCGGAGAGCCGCACAAGAAUGAGAUGAGAGAACCACCCGAUAUGGACCAAAUGGCUUUUACUGGCCUUUCCCAAAAUCCCAAAGUGACCGAUAGUUGUCAGAAACCGAUGAACAUGUCGCGUGUGGUAUUAGUACGAAUUCAGAAUGGCACCGUUGACUCCAAGACAUCGGUCAAUCCAGCAAAACAAAUCAACGACAUGAUGGUUCGACUGAGCAAAAGCUUUUGCGAAAGCAACAAAUCCAACGAACACAACUUGGAGCAUCAGAUGAUGAGCUGCUUUCUGAACUCGUCCACACGGAAAGCGUCACUUCUUCAAAUGACCGAACAAGCGGAAUUGGACCGAGAAACUCGAGAGGAGAUCAGGCAGAAGAUCUGCUUCAUGCACCAAAAUAGAAGUACCACCAAGGGAUCUUCAAACGUUUCUAACGCGAGAACCACGUCAGAAAUGGAGGGAGAUAACAACCUGAUCGUGAAAUGCCUGACCACCAUGUUCUACAACAUGUUCAAAUCCAAACGGACCCAGAUCGUUCCCAAAGUGGUCAAGAACUACACGUGUUACGAAUCCUUCAAGACCCACCGUUUUGUCGUGCUCCAAGCCCGGAGAUGGUUCGACGGCAUUGGCCUUGUGUUGACAGGGGUCUUUGGCCUCAUUGGGAACUUCAUGACGCUAAUUGUCUUGCAUAGACAAGUCAGCUAUAUCGAGUCCACAUCGAACUUCAACAAGCUGCUCAUGACCUUGUCCUUAAUGGACUCGCUCCUCAUCCUUUUUUACCUCGUGGACGUGGCAAUGUUGGUCUUCGUUUGUCACCCUCCUCUUUGGUACCGAAGGCUAUUCUCCCAUUUUCUUUUCCCUGGAAAAUUCAUCGUUCUUUCCUGUUCGAUCUAUAUGGUGGUGGCUAUUUCUGCGGAGAGAUACAAAGCCAUAUGCUACCCUCUUAGACAUCGCCCUUCCUCGCUUCAAUACAUCAGUUUCGUUCUCUUUGUGUCCUUCGUCCAAAACAUUCCCAAAUUCUUCGAGUUCCAUCUGGCCAACAACGAUUACACUGCCACACCCCUGACCAAGGAUGAAUUCUACCAUCAAUUCUCACAAUACUGGGAUAAACUUGUCAUAUCCGGGUUGCUUCCGUUCGCUUGCUUGGUUUUCUUCAACUUGCGAAUAUACUUCAAAAUCAGAGACUCUGCCAAUUAUCGUUAUCGGUUUGUGGGCAACUCGACCUUCCGAAGACGCCUUUCCCAACCACCCACGGAUCUCACCUCCUCAGGGAGCACCAAUUUCCUACGAUCCUCGGGCAAUUGCUCGAACAUUUCGAGAAAGAGCACCGUUUCAGGUUACAGAAGCCCCUCCACGUUGAAUAGAUCCUUGUCCAAACGGGGCGCCAUUGGCGGCACUCGGCAGCCUUUGAAGAGGACACGUGGCAAGAGCGAAUGUGCCAAUGACUUGGGCAUAUGCAUGAAUGAUGAUCCCUCGGAUCCCAAGACCAUCGCAGCUGAUAUGAAUGCUCAACAACCGAUCGGGUCAUGUUCUUGCAUAUAUUGCUCCAAGUCAUCCUCUUACGUUCAUCGACAACGAAGUCACUCGGAAUCGUUCUUUUCGAGGAGUCGAGCACACACAUGUCAAGAACGAAAUGGAAUGGACAUCGAACUUCGACGAGAAGUUCACCAGCUCUCCGAGAGAAAUACCCCUCAAAGGGGAAAUCUGUCGUCUCGGAUAUUAGUAACAUACUGCUGUCUAUCCAUGGCGAAAAAAGGACCCUCCAAGGAGGAGGAUCAUAUGUACUCUUUCACGUCGUCUAAUAAUUAUCUGAUGAAGGUCAACUCAAUAAGGACCAAGGAUCAAGACAAUCGCCAGAGAGCAUACUUAGUCAACCGCGGCCAAAAGCUGACUCAUUUGCAAGGUCGAGGAAGUACGAAGCGUCGAUGGUUGAACCCUUGUCUUAGCUCGGGCAAAUCGUCACCUCUUCAACCAUCCGAUGAGAAUGGUUCGGUCUUGGCUGAGCCUGGAUGCCUUGGGCAUAUCACCAAGGAUUGUCACUUGGGUGCCCUCACGGAGGAUGACAUUGAAGAAGUUACUAAACAGAAUGAUAUUUUUCCUUCGGCAGGAGCAUUACCUCCACAAAGAGAUUCCAGCCUUCACCGACGAACGUUGAAGCGCAAUGCGAGUGGCCAACUACACAUUCGACGACGGAGAGAAAAGUCCACGUUGAUCUUGGUGGCCAUUGUAACAAUUUUCAUACUUUGCCACAUGGUGCGAUUGGGAAUACAGGCAUACCGCGCCAUCAAUCAAUUGACGAUGGACAAACACACUUUCUGUACGAACGCCAGCCAAUUUUCUGUUCCCGUGUUCCUGUACGUAUUACACAGCCUGUCGAAUCUUCUGGUGGUUCUCAACUCUUCCGUGAACUUUAUCGUCUACUGUCUUGUUGAAGAGUCCUUCCGACAGGAACUGAAGAACUUGCUCAAACGAAGCUUCAAACGAAUGGCGCAAUUCUUGUCUUGUCAGAAGGCUCCCCAAGUCACUACUCAGGAUGUAAUACCUUCAUGCAAUUGAUGUGAUGUUUUUAAGUUAUAUCUCACCCAAUUUCACGUGUUAUUUUGCAUGUUCAUAAGCAAAGAAAUUCCUAAAAAAUGAACUCGAUGUACCUUGAAUGUGUAUUACGUGCCAAAAAAAUGGUUACUGUGCUCAUUGUGAUAUUUAUGUAUUUCAAUCCGUGCUCUAAAAUAAAGACUUGAUUUUGCCAUAGAAAGAACGAAGAAUUGGGAAUAAACGCCACAUAAGUGAGCUUUUGAUUGUC
This is a messenger RNA of Tigriopus californicus, 3858 nucleotides long. RefSeq lists its product as uncharacterized. Bases 516 to 3614 code for a protein of 1032 amino acids. NCBI's taxonomy places the organism in Eukaryota, Metazoa, Arthropoda, Copepoda, Harpacticoida, Harpacticidae. The transcript is spliced from 9 exons. Gene Ontology annotation, cellular component: membrane. The record is from RefSeq and is a predicted model, not a curated record. Gene Ontology annotation, biological process: G protein-coupled receptor signaling pathway. Gene Ontology annotation, molecular function: G protein-coupled receptor activity.